Molecule: messenger RNA, 1554 nt
Organism: Colletotrichum tamarilloi
Lineage: Eukaryota; Fungi; Ascomycota; Sordariomycetes; Glomerellales; Glomerellaceae
Product: calcineurin-like phosphoesterase
Exons: 3
Coding region: 1-1554 (517 amino acids)
Molecular function (GO): hydrolase activity
Source: RefSeq, a predicted model, not a curated record
AUGACUCUCCUCACAGCCCUCGGCCUCCGCCGCAAAAACGACUGGGAGCCCCUAACCCUUAUCGACGCCAUCCUUCUCUCACCCCUAAACCUCCUCGUCACAAUCAUCUACAGCAUAAUCCUCUUCCUCCGCGGUCGACCCUUCACCCCGCCCCGCGACAAGCCCGCCAUCCGCAUCGUCUGCCUCUCCGACACCCACGACCGCACCGACGUUGACAUACCCCCGGGGGACCUCCUCAUCCACGCCGGCGACCUCACCAACGCCGGCACCGUCGCCGACAUCCAGGCCCAGCUCGACUGGCUCGCCGCUCAGCCUCACCAGCACAAGAUCCUCGUAUGCGGCAACCAUGACAGUUUCUUCGAUCCCAGCGCCCGUCUGCCCGAGGACCGCGGCAAGAGCCUCGAUUUCAAGGGGAUCCGCUAUCUCAUCCGUGAUGCCGUCACGCUGGAGUUCAAGGGUGGCCGUCACUUGAAGAUCUAUGGUGCCCCUGAUAUCCCGACCUGCGGCGGUUCAGAAAUGGCUUUCCAAUAUGAUCGUUCAUCACCGCCCUGGACCAACACGGUACCAAUUGACACUGACGUUUUGAUCACUCACACACCACCAAAAACCCACCUAGACCUAAACCUAGGCUGCCCAGCCCUGCUCCAAGAAGUCUGGCGCGUCCGCCCCAAACUCCACGUCUUCGGCCACGUCCACUGGGGCCACGGCCGCCAGACCGUUCACUUUGACGACUGCCAGCGCGCCUACGAGGCCCUCAUGUCCCGCCCGCCCCGCGGCCUCUUCCGCGACCUCUUCCCCCACGCUGGCUGGCGGGACGCUCUCGCCGUCCUGGGCUACGGCAUACACGGCGUCGUCUGGAAGUGGCUCAUGGUCGGGCCCGGCGGCAACACCAGCAGUCUCAUGGUCAACGCCGCGCAAAUGUACGGCAACACGGGGCGGCUGGGGAACCCGGUGGAAGUACCCACCGAUUCGCACGUCGCCUCGACGUCAAAUCCACAAUCCCCACUUCAUCAGAAAAACAUCAACGCGAAUCGUACAACCGCAAUAGCGACCCCCAACCCAACAGCCCACCCAAAGUUCACCUCCGCCACGGACGCCCCUGCACUAACAGACACCAUCGACGGAGUGGGUCUCCCGGUCGCGGGCGGCGUCGCCGCCGCACCAGUCACCGAUCCAGUGGGCCAAUACCCCGUCGACGUCCCGGCUCCGGCCCCGGCCCCGGCCCCGGUGCCCGGCACCGCAAGCACCAAAAACGGCACCGUAAGCGUCACACGGUCCGCGCCGUUGGCACCACACCCGGCGCACGAGGCCACCGUCGUCGUCAUCGGCACGCUCACGGCCGCGGGCUGCAUCCCGUCACCGCCGCAGUACUUGUUGCACCCCGGCACCAGGAUCGUGGUACAGUGCUCCGCGGGCGUCAGGCGCGCCGCGUCGGUGGCGCAGACGGUGGUGUAUGUCACCGUCGUGACGAGCGUCGAUGUGGAUGGGGUAUGGGGUUCCGGGUCGCCCAGGGGCGGGGCGUUGGGGGGUACUUCGUCUGUGAGACGGGCGUAG